AUGGCGACCAAGGUUUUGCAAUCCGAAUUCUUUUGGCCCACACUCUUUAAAGAUGCUCACCAAUAUGUGCUACACUGUGAUCAAUGUCAGAGGAUGGGAGGUCCCUUCCCUUCGUCUUUUGGCAAUGAAUAUAUACUAGUGGCUGUUGACUAUGUUUCUAAAUGGGUUGAAGCAAUGGCUACCCCGCAUAAUGAUGCUAAGACUAAGGUGAAGUUUCUAAAGAAGAAUAUUUUCUCAAGAUUUGGGGUGCCCAGAAUUCUGAUUAGUGAUGGAGGUACACAUUUCUGCAAUAAUCAAUUACAGAAGGUUCUGAAACAAUAUAAUGUGACACACAAAGUAACAUCACCUUAUCACCUCCAGAUCAAUGGGCAAGCAGAAGUAUCAAACAGGGAGUUGAAAAAGAUUUUGGAGAAGACUGUAGCUUCUACUAGAAAGGACUGGUCCAUCAAAUUAGAUGAUGCUUUAUGGGCAUACAGAACAACAUUCAAGACUCUGAUAGGAUUAUUCCCAUUUCAGAUGAUGGCAUCUAAGAAAAGGAAGGCUCCUUCUACACCUACCCAGGCUAGAUAUGACAGAUCCAAGUUCACAUCUCAAGAGGCUUGGGAGAGCAGCAUAGACAUUGCUACUGUGAAGGAAUUUUACGCUAACCUCUAUGACCCCGAGGAUAAAUCACCUAAGCUUGUGAGGGUGAAAGUGACAUUUAGAGGGCCAAGGAAGGCCAGUGGUAAGAGAUCAGAGGUCUUCACUACUUCAGCACCACCAGAGACAGCAACUCCUUCUUCUUCCAUAGCUCCAGUACCUCCCAUUCAGACUCCAAUUAUUCCUCCAGCAUCUUCACAGAUACCACUUCCAGCUCCUUUAUCUACAAGACUUUCAAAUUUUUCAUUUACACCACAGAUGCUUUAUUCCAUGCUCCACAGCUUACACAGGGGGCAGUCCAUUAUCAUGCAGAGCCUUCAGGGCUUAAGCUUGCCAUCCAUCAUGAGCAUGGAUGAGUUUGAUGUGCAGGUGGCCUAG
This is a messenger RNA of Glycine soja, 1017 nucleotides long. RefSeq lists its product as uncharacterized. The transcript is spliced from 5 exons. Bases 1 to 1017 code for a protein of 338 amino acids. NCBI's taxonomy places the organism in Eukaryota, Viridiplantae, Streptophyta, Magnoliopsida, Fabales, Fabaceae. Gene Ontology annotation, biological process: DNA integration. Gene Ontology annotation, molecular function: nucleic acid binding. The record is from RefSeq and is a predicted model, not a curated record.